Messenger RNA from Elephantulus edwardii (Cape elephant shrew), 1455 nucleotides. RefSeq names its product carcinoembryonic antigen-related cell adhesion molecule 5-like. The coding region runs from base 1 to 1455 and encodes 484 amino acids. Gene Ontology annotation, biological process: signal transduction; regulation of immune system process. Gene Ontology annotation, cellular component: cell surface; plasma membrane. Gene Ontology annotation, molecular function: protein tyrosine kinase binding. NCBI's taxonomy places the organism in Eukaryota, Metazoa, Chordata, Mammalia, Macroscelidea, Macroscelididae. The record is from RefSeq and is a predicted model, not a curated record. The transcript is spliced from 5 exons.
AUGCCGACAGCUGCCCAGCUGACCAUCACACCCAUCCCAGCUCAGCCACUCGAAGGGGAUAAUGUCACGCUGGCUGUCCAGGGCUUGGCUACAGAAGGGAUCAUAUCCUUCAACUGGUUUCGGGGUGGGAGCACCGAGUUUGACCAGCAGAUUCUAACCUACCGUGUGCUCUCAGGGGGCAUGUCACUCGGCCCUGCCCACACAGGCCGGGAGACAGUGAGCCCAGACGGAUCCUUACAUAUUGCUGCCAUCAACCUCAAAGACAUAGGACCCUACACUAUACGUGAGAUCAUGACGGACAUCAACUACCCAGCACAGAACAUCUACCUGGCUGUGUUUGAGAGGCUGGCCCCACCUGCCAUCAUGCCCUCCACUUCAGCACCUCUGGAGCUUCAGGACUCUGUGACCCUCAGCUGCCAGUCCCCAAGCCUGGAUGCCACCUUCCAGUGGUAUAUCGACAAGGAGCCCGUGGCAGGUGGUGAGCGGCUGGAGUUGUCCCCGGACCAGAGGAAUCUGACCAUCCACCAGGUUUCCCGGGCUGACACAGGACCUUACCAGUGUGAGGCCAAGAACCCCGCUAUCACCAGUCUCAGUGAGCCCCUGCUCCUCAAUGUCAUCUACGGACCGGAUGUUCCCACAGUGACCACCUCUGACAUCAGCUUCAUCCUUGGGUUCAACCUCACCCUCUCCUGCUCCACCUCGUCCAACCCUCCGGCCCAGUACUCGUGGAAGAUUGAUGGUGACCCUGGGCCAGAUGGCCAGCAGCUCUUCCUGUCUGCCAUCCACCUGGGCACCGCUGGCAUCUACACCUGCGAGGCCAGCAACCCUGUCUCAGGCACCCGCAGUGCCAUAAACACCUUGAUUGUCAUCCCUGAGUACAUGCCCCAGCCCAGCAUCCUGGCUGACAACGUGACCCCCGUGGAGGGCAUGGACUCCGUCACACUCAUGUGUGUCUCCGCAAAGCAGUCGGCAACCAUCAGGUGGUUCAAAGACAGCAGCCUGCUCCCCAACACGGGUCCAGGGGACCUGUCCCCAGACAACAGUGUCCUCACCUUCUGGAACAUUACACGGAACGACACAGGGCUCUACCAGUGCGAGGCCAGCAACUCCGCCACCUCCAGCCUCAGCACCCACCUCCCAGUGAAUGUCAACUAUGGUCCUGAUACCCCUGUGAUCAACUCCAUGGAUUCCACCUUUGAGGUUGGCUCCAACCUCACUCUUUCCUGCUUCGCCAACUCCAACCCACCUGCUGAGUACACGUGGAUGGUAGACGGGAGUCCAUGGGCAGCAGGACAGAUUCUCUCCAUCUUAGAUGUCUCACUGAAUAGCUCAGGGCUGUACAGCUGCCACGCUGCCAACGAAGACACAGGCUACCAGAGCACAACCCAGCUGGAAGUCUCCAUCAAAGGCAGGGGCCUCUUUCUGUCAUCCCUCAGCCACUAUCUUACCCAUUAA